Messenger RNA from Clunio marinus, 201 nucleotides. Lineage: Eukaryota; Metazoa; Arthropoda; Insecta; Diptera; Chironomidae. The record is from the annotation of a GenBank genome assembly.
AUGUCGGCGAAAGCGAAAAUGUUUUAUGCAAAGCUCAAAGGAGAUCAGAUGUUUAAGCAUAGUCCACAGCAACAAGCUAGAAAUUGUCAAAAAGAAUGUAGCUUUGAUAUGAGAAAUGUUGAGUUGAAACCAUAUGUACCACAUAAAUUAUGUAAAUUUGUUCUAAAAUAUUACAAACAAAUCAGGGAUAUUUAUAAAUGA